AUGGGGGAAACAUGGAAGGAUCACAACAACCACUACACUGGAAGAGGAAGAAGUUGUUGGGGCGGCGGCGAUCCUAAGGUGAAAAAGUUGAAUAUGCGAAUAAUUGAGGAGAAGAAGAGUGAGAGUUCAAUAAUUUAUACACAAGCUUCUUCCGAGGAUAAACAAAUCGAUAAAGGGAAAGAUGUGAAUAAAGAGAGCAAAGAAAUAAACUUACAAAACCAAGCUGAUGGUGUCGAUCAGAAAAUCUACUGCAUUAAAUUAUCUAGAGCUACAAAGAUUGGUGAAGGUGAGCAAGAAAAUCAAAAUCAUGCAGUUGCCUUUACCAGAGCGGAGGCUCUUCAGGCAAUUGAUAUGAAUUAG
Dendrobium catenatum is the source of this 360-nucleotide messenger RNA. Its product is annotated as callose synthase 10. The coding region runs from base 1 to 360 and encodes 119 amino acids. Lineage: Eukaryota; Viridiplantae; Streptophyta; Magnoliopsida; Asparagales; Orchidaceae. Gene Ontology annotation, molecular function: 1,3-beta-D-glucan synthase activity. The record is from RefSeq and is a predicted model, not a curated record. The transcript has a single exon. Gene Ontology annotation, cellular component: plasma membrane; 1,3-beta-D-glucan synthase complex. Gene Ontology annotation, biological process: (1->3)-beta-D-glucan biosynthetic process.